Rhincodon typus (whale shark) is the source of this 1120-nucleotide messenger RNA. Its product is annotated as xanthine dehydrogenase/oxidase-like. The transcript has 6 exons. The coding region runs from base 572 to 1120 and encodes 182 amino acids. NCBI's taxonomy places the organism in Eukaryota, Metazoa, Chordata, Chondrichthyes, Orectolobiformes, Rhincodontidae. The record is from RefSeq and is a predicted model, not a curated record. Gene Ontology annotation, molecular function: iron ion binding; oxidoreductase activity; iron-sulfur cluster binding.
ACAUUGUACUGGAAAAAUGCUCAGAUUUUCUGUUCCAACAGUUUUGUGUCUUGUGGAAACAAACUAUUCAGGGCUAACAGUAAAAUCUUAUAUGAGGACUGAGAUUUCAAGAUCGUGUGAUCAUGGACAUGAAAAAGUUUGUUCAUUUGAAUGCUGAACAUCAAUUGCAGUAUUAUCUUUCCAAACUUGGCUAAAGUCUGGAUAAACUGGUGUGCUCCACGGAAUGUUUUUGUAGUUGAACUGUUGCUAAGCGCAUGUGGGGUCUUGGGGUGGAAACAGUCAGUAGAGUCGCAUUUUUAAUCAAAACGGAAAGAACUGCGGAUGCUGGGAAUCAGAAACAAAAACAGAAGUCAGAGUUAACGCUUUCGUCCGGUGACCCUGAGAACUCAAAAAAGCAAAACGGUUACCAGGCUGCACUUUGUCUCUCCAACAUAGCGGAGACCACAUUGUGAGCAAUGAAUACAGUAGACUAGACUGAGUGAAGUGCAAGUAAAGCGCUGCUUCACCUGGAAGUUACUCAACCUCAUCAGUUUAAAAAAAGAAUUGAAAUUGUGGAGAUUUUCUUGCAGAGAUGGAGACUGCCUCAUCCCAGGGACAAAGUAAUGACUUGGCAGAAGAUAGGACUGCUGCACAACGAUACAUGAUUCGAGUGAAUGGAGUUUUACAUAAUGUGAAAAAUGAAGACCCUCGGAUGUGUCUGGCUGAAUACUUGCGCUCCAGUCUACACCUUUGUGGAACAAAGACUAUGUGUUAUGAAGGAGGUUGUGGUUGCUGUGUUGUUGUGCUUGAAUAUGACAACCCUGCGAAACCAGAGAAAAGAAUCAUCAAGUCAAUGAAUUCAUGUUUGUUUCCAAUUGGCUCCCUCCUAUCAUUGAAGAACCAUCAAGUUAUAACAGUCGAGGCGUUGGGGUCUGUGAAGAAGGGUUUACACCCCAUACAACAGCGACUGGCUGAUUAUAAUGGAAGUCAGUGUGGAUUCUGCAGCCCAGGUUUUGUCAUGCAGAUGUUUGGGCAUGCCUCACUUUGGAUGGGAUCUCUCCUUCCUGACCAUACACACCUUACUGAUCCCAUGUUGUCAACACUGGAAGGAGGUGGCAGUGGUCAGCACCUCCACCUCUGA